AAAGACAGAUCAAAAGGAACCAAGAUCCAUAGAGAGAGACAAUAAAGGAAGAACAUUGAUCAUAUCUCAUUUCUACUCCGGUCGGUCAAAAUGAAGGAUCAAGCUAUCAAGCUCUUCGGAAAGGAGAUACCUUUACCGCCCCCGCCGCCGCCGGUGGUCAGCAACAUAUCUGCCGACGACGGAUUAGAAGUUACACAAGAAGAAGAAGAUGAUGAACAGUUGGAAGAAGUUGAAAAGGAUCCGCCGCCAGCUGAGACCAAGGAGACUCCAUCCCCUGAUUCCGGUGAGAACCCUAUGGAAGAUGAUGAAGAAGAUGAUGAUGAAGAAGAAGAAGGUGCUGCGGCGAAACCUUCCGAUGCUGAUGAUGACCGGACGGGGACUGAUGAUAAGCCGUUAAAGAAACCGGAUAAGAUUCUUCCAUGCCCGCGUUGUAAAAGUAUGGAUACAAAGUUCUGUUACUACAACAAUUACAACGUUAAUCAACCUAGACAUUUCUGCAAGAGUUGUCAAAGGUACUGGACUUCUGGUGGAACCAUGAGGAAUGUCCCUGUCGGCGCCGGCCGCCGUAAAAACAAGACUGUCGCGGCGGUUUCCAACUGUCGCCAGAUAACAAUCUCUGACGCCCUUCAGGCUGCUCAAAUGGGUAUUGUUCAUCACAAUGGAUUCAACCCUAAUGGAACAGUUCUAUCCUUUGGUCCGGAACCAAUGGGAUCUGUCUUGACCCUCCCUGGCACAAUUAAUAAAGAUGAUACAAUUUCAAAUUCAAAUUCAAUCGAUGAAGGGGCGGUGGCUGCGGUGGGGAUGCACCAUCCUCCAAUCCCAUAUCUUGCAGGAGUUCCAUGGCCAUCUUACCCAUUACCUGCGUUUUACCCGAAUGGAUUACAGGCCAUGCCAAUUGUUCCAACCCCUUUUUGGAAUUGCAGUUUUCCAAAUUCGUGGGCAAUCCCACCCUGGUUAUCUCCACCACCACCAUACACACCACCAACUUCUCUAGGAAAACAUUCAAGGGAAGGGGAAUUGAUCAAAGAUUCAGAACCUUCCAUUGUUAUACCGAAAACACUUAGAAUUGAUGACCCUGAUGAAGCGGCUAGAAGUUCAAUAUGGACAACAUUAGGGAUCAAACAUGAUUCCAUCAAAAGGGGAAGUCUUUUCAAGGGAUUUGAAUCUAAGGAUGGCGAGAAGAAGAAGAAUGAAACUGUUGAAACAGCACCUGAAACAUCUCCAGCCAUGAUGGCUAAUCCUGCAGCCUUAGGUAGAUCAGUUAGAUUACAGGAAGGUUUCUGAAAGAGUUGUAUAUAUUUGCAUAAACAUGACAUGAAAACAGAGGAAGCUCUAAUUCCUAAAGGAGUCUAGCUUAUGAUGCUUUCAAUGAGAAUUGCCUCUCUUUUUUUCAACAGACAUAGAUCAACAAUAAAACUUCAUGUUUUUUCCUUGUGAA
Molecule: messenger RNA, 1438 nt
Organism: Impatiens glandulifera
Lineage: Eukaryota; Viridiplantae; Streptophyta; Magnoliopsida; Ericales; Balsaminaceae
Product: cyclic dof factor 1-like
Exons: 2
Coding region: 91-1284 (397 amino acids)
Biological process (GO): regulation of DNA-templated transcription
Molecular function (GO): DNA-binding transcription factor activity; DNA binding
Source: RefSeq, a predicted model, not a curated record